Entamoeba invadens IP1 is the source of this 921-nucleotide messenger RNA. RefSeq lists its product as hypothetical. The coding region runs from base 1 to 921 and encodes 306 amino acids. The record is from RefSeq and is a predicted model, not a curated record. NCBI's taxonomy places the organism in Eukaryota, Evosea, Mastigamoebida, Endamoebidae. The transcript has a single exon.
AUGGCAAUAGAGUGUGAUGUGGAAAUCACUUCCGAGUUUUCAGGCUAUUUGAGCGAAGAUUGGAUGUACUAUUGUUGUAGUAACGAGAUAUCAUUGUAUGACUUCAACCCUUCAACAGAGCAACUUGAAUUUGUUGGUGUCUGUGGGAAAUUUGUGUUUCUCAAAUCUUUAGCACAGCAACGGAUAGCUAUAGCAAUCAAAGAUAAUGAACGGCCACUCCUUUUUGUUUUCAGAGAGUUGGAUCCUUUGUGCACAGUUGAAUACGAAAAUUACACAAUCAAAUUUCAUAACAACGGAUUUCUAUUUGCGAUUGUUUUUACAGACGAUGAAGAGUGUAAGCGGUGCUUUGAGUGCAUUAACAGACAGGUUAUCAAGCACUUUAACAAAUUACUGAAAAGAAAGAAAUUGACUCCGGAAGAUGCACGCGCGUCAGAAAUCAAAUUGACGGAGGUUGUGGACAACGCAAUGAAGUUCGGAAGCGAUGACGAAAAAAUUAAACACUAUUUAAACUGUACACUACCAUAUUACCACUUACCAAACCCAUUCAAAAAACUUGGGAUACCACAGACCGUGGAUUUGGCUGUGAACUUACCGCCAGAGAUUGAAGUGCCUGACCCUACAACCAAUCAAAGAAAGGGGAUGGGCUUAAAUCCCCCAGUAAUACCAAUACUUGUGUUACAAAGUUUGUACAAAGAAACAACACACCCGGAAAUUGACACGGAACAAGAGAGCCAUAGCGCAGGAACUCCCAGGAAGGUUGGGAGUAGGCUCACCAUCUCGGAAUUCAAAUUGAAGACUUCAAAAAGCGCAGCAACCGAUUUAGCACUUUCAAAUUUCUACCCAAAGGGAUCGCUCUCGCCUCGAAUGUCAAGAAGCAGAACACCAAGGUCGAGCAGGUUGCUCCCACUCAACACAGAGUAA